AUGGCACAGCAUCCAACGACAAAAAGCGUUCCAUCACUGGUAGCAGGAGUGACACUUAGUGCAGGCUUCGGCUUUGCGGGCUAUCUGCUCCAAAAGGGCGAGACGACCGACGGACAUGGUGUGGCACUGCUUGUGUCCUCUAUUACCAUGGGUGCUAUGGGUUUGCGUGCAAUGCGCACGAAAAAGACACUCCCUGCUUCAAUCGCGUCGCUUGGGGCAGUAUCGACCGCUUAUCAUGCGCAUUGUUUUACGAAUUGGCUUGGUCAGGAGUAA
Messenger RNA from Plasmopara halstedii, 273 nucleotides. RefSeq names its product transmembrane proteins 14c protein. The transcript has 2 exons. Lineage: Eukaryota; Oomycota; Peronosporomycetes; Peronosporales; Peronosporaceae. Gene Ontology annotation, cellular component: membrane. The coding region runs from base 1 to 273 and encodes 90 amino acids. The record is from RefSeq and is a predicted model, not a curated record.